Cotesia glomerata is the source of this 7638-nucleotide messenger RNA. Its product is annotated as cyclic nucleotide-gated cation channel beta-1-like. Gene Ontology annotation, cellular component: membrane. The coding region runs from base 160 to 4446 and encodes 1428 amino acids. Gene Ontology annotation, molecular function: monoatomic ion channel activity; protein-containing complex binding. Gene Ontology annotation, biological process: transmembrane transport; monoatomic ion transport. The transcript has 10 exons. NCBI's taxonomy places the organism in Eukaryota, Metazoa, Arthropoda, Insecta, Hymenoptera, Braconidae. The record is from RefSeq and is a predicted model, not a curated record.
UUAUUGGCACUCGCCAAUAAAAUAAAAUUGUUUAAUUUAGCUAAAGUAUAAAAAAAGGUAAAAAAAAAUCAUUGGGACUAAAAAUGAUGAUUGACGUGGGCAAUGAGUGCGUAGUCGAUUGGGUACCAGACCCCAUGACGAUAAAAUAAUAAAAAAGAAAUGAAGUUAUCAGUGUCGGCUUAUAGAGCCCAAGCUAGUGCUCACAAAAAGAUCCUGUGUAAUUAUCAGCAUCAACUUAGUUACGGUGCUACUACGCAUCAAAGUUCAACUGCCAGGACACCGUCUGAUCCUGCAGCACUACUAUCGGGCUUAAAGGUGGAUCGAACGGAGAACGAAGAAAUCCAGGCUGGAGGUCUGACAGCGACAUCCGCCUUGGCGUCAGGGUCGCGGAUGGGUACGGGUCUGGAUUCCGGGAGCAGCGCGCCCUCUUCAGCCCAGCACUCACUAGCGACCUCUCGCGAGGAGGAGGACGAUGAGGAGAGUUCCAGUCGACCUUCGGGGCAAAGCGGGUCCAGGUUGCCGUCAAUCCAGCAGCGUUCUGGUCUGAUACGCCGUCCGUCCUUGAGGAAAUCAAUCUCCAACGGCGAUGGUGCCGAUUACUCAUCGAAUUCAAAUUCCUUGGAGUCAAACUCGACAGAGAGCAUUGAUCAGCUGCCAGAUCCGCCCUCUGGAAGCUCGAAAAGGCAGCGUAGAUCCAGGGGCUCGCAGAAGUGGAGCAAUGUCCGAGCAGUGGUGGCGCUCUAUUCCUCGCUUAGGAAGAUCAAGAGAACGAAGUCCAACCAACGAUGGAUGAAGCUCCGUACGACAGUCCAGCUGUCCUCAGCGAUCCAGAAGAAGCCGCCUCUGAAACGGGAGGACUCUUUCCUGAAGCGGUUCUCGACCCGACAGAUUCCCGAGAGCCAGGAGACCCUCGACGCGGGAGAAAACGAGGAUCCAUUAAACAAGGAUGCGACUCGCGGAAAGCGACCGAGAAAGCCUCAGCGUCCUCCAAGGUCGGUGGUAAAUCCUGACGAGAACUUCUACUACUACUGGCUGAUGCUUCUGUCAAUCUGCGUGUUGUACAACCUCUGGACCCUGAUCGUCAGGCAGAGUCUUCCUGAGCUCCAGGCCUUGAGUCCUUGGGCCUGGAGGUCCUGCGACUGGUUCACGGACCUGAUCUUCUUCCUGGACAUCGGGAUCCAGUUCCGAACCGGGUACCUGGAGCAGGGGCUGAUGGUCUACAAUAGCAAGAAAUUGGCUGGGCACUACCUCAAGUCCAAGAGCUUCAUCCUGGACAUGGCCACCAUCCUACCCUUCGACCUUCUUCAGCUCAGGUACGGGGACAACCCCAUGCUCAGGUUCCCCAGGUUCCUCAAGCUGUACAGGGUGUAUAACUACUACUACAUGGUUGAGUCCAGGACGGUGUAUCCUAAUCUCUGGAGGGUGCUCAACCUUAUUCAUAUUCUCCUGAUCCUCGCUCACUGGUUCGGGUGCUUUUACUACCUGCUCUCUGAGGCUGAGGAUUUUCAGGGUGACUGGGUAUAUCCUUACAGACCUGGAGAGUAUGCUACCUUGACCAGGAAGUAUCUUGGGUCGUUAUACUGGUCCACACUUACUCUUACCACCAUCGGCGAUCUUCCUACGCCUGAGACCAACGCUGAAGUGAUAGCGGGCGGAAAUCCCCGGAGCCUCGCUCGUCGCGGUCGUCUGUCCCGGCUACUGCAGUUCAAGCAUAACGGAGGAUACGUGUUUACGAUAGUGAGCUACCUCAUCGGAGUGUUUAUUUUUGCGACGAUAGUCGGCCAGGUGGGGAACGUUAUUACCAACAGAAACGCCAAUAGACUCGAGUUCGAGCGGCUCUUGGACGGCGCCAAGACGUAUAUGAGGCACCACAAAGUGCCCGGAGGGAUGAAGAGGCGCGUGUUGAGGUGGUACGACUACAGCUGGUCCAGGGGGCGCAUCCAAGGAGGGGGUGAUAUUAACACUGCCCUUGGACUACUGCCGGAUAAGCUUAAGACUGAACUUGCACUUCAUGUCAAUCUUUCUGUUCUUAAGAAGGUCACUAUUUUUCAGGAGUGCCAGCCGGAAUUUCUCCACGACCUAGUUCUAAAAAUGAAAGCCUACAUCUUCACACCGGGUGAUUCAAUCUGCCGGAAGGGUGAAGUCGCCCGUGAGAUGUUUAUAAUAGCCGAUGGCAUUUUAGAAGUUAUCUCUGAGACUGGUCGCGUACUGACAACCAUGAAAGCCGGGGAUUUCUUCGGAGAAAUCGGCAUUCUUAAUCUUGAUGGCCUAAAUAAACGCACAGCAGACGUGAGAUCGGUCGGCUACUCCGAGCUGUUCAGCCUAUCUCGCGAAGACGUUCUAGCAGCGAUGAAAGACUACCCAGAAGCCCAAGAAAUCCUCCAGAACCUUGGAAGAAAAAGACUAAUGGAGGCGCAGAGAGUAGCGCGACUAUACCGAGCGGCUUCUCCAGGCCACGAUUCUUCAGACAACAGCGCCAGCAAGCGGAUAGUUUCCAAGCUGAAGAGCGACGUCAAGAGCCUGAAGACAGUCUUAAGAAAGAGCAGGAGGUCUCGUCCAGAAGAAGCGAUGGAGCUGCAGCCACUAACCUCGAAAGUUCCGCCAUUAAGGAGGCAAAACAAGGUCGACGUUGAAGACCGAAUUGAAGCAGCUCCUGGAGAGCCGCCGGUUUCGCCUUUAGGGGCGGGGCUUCCUCUUCUCUCGCGGCUCCGCCAUCUCAAGGAGAAGCACGACCGUGAAGAGCGCCGCCAUCUUGUCGACAUGCACAUGCCCGAGCGCUUAGCUCCAGAUCCUGCAGGUCAAACUGCGAAAGCAGAAGAUUUGAACCCGAUGAACCCGAAUUUGCCUUUGCUCCAGAGGAUUCUCUUGCUGAAGAACAAGGCUGAGCCGGAAGAGAAGGACAAGGACAAGGUCAAGGAGGUCAAGGUCCUUAAGGAGAAGAUUGUUCCGAUGAAACUGGAGGUAUUGCCUAGGAAGGUCGAUAAAGAAGAGGAGAGCUCCAAUAGCAUCAAGCGGCCCUGGGAGAUGUUGAAGGACGCGUCGAUCAGCACGGCGACUGUCUUAUCGACCGUUCAGCAGCAGGUUAAGAAGGAAACUAGGCGGAGUCUUGUGCAGAUAAGGCAGCAGACUAAAAUGUACUCGUCGGUUGAUGACCUCUCGCCGGAGUACUGCGGACUUCCGUUUGUUAAGAAGUUGAAGAUUUUGAACGAGAGGCAGAAGCUUGCGGAACUAGAGAAGGCGGUUAGAAGCUCUAGUUUGGAUUGCGGGGAGGCUACUGAAGCUGAGUUUGAUGGAAAUUUGACCAGAAGUCAUUCUGAGGCAUGUGCUAUUGAAUAUGCGAGGAAAUUAGCGAAGUUUAAUAAGGAACACGGAAAGCGUCAGCGAGAUGAUCCAUUAUCCCCAGAGAACGAAACCCUGGAAAGGCGGAACCUGAAGAGCAUUCUGAAAAAGCUAUCAGCCGGCAGUCGAGCAAGCAGUUUAGAGACGUCGAUAACGCCAGAUCCAGACUUGGUAACAGCGGAAUUGAGGAAGCUGAUGCGCGCGCCGACGAUCGAAGGUUACGCAGCUCGACAUUCAAAGCUGUCGAAGAGCGUGACCUUCAACUACACGAUGCAGAGUCCCCCGUCGGAGUCAUCCGGAGCGAACGUCGACGAGACGGGCAGCGGGAGCACCGACGGGCAGGUUGAAGAUCUUAAGCCCGAGGAGUCGUCGCUACCAAUAAACUUGCCCAAUAAAUUUAGUAUCCGUCCUCUUGGUAGCGGUGAUGUCGUUAAAAUGCUUUCGAGACCUGAUGACGAGUGUCUGGGUGAUCUGGUUGCGGGAAUCCGCGACGUUAUUCAGAAACGCAUGGAGGCAAUGCAGAGCAAAUUCAUCCACCAAUUCUCGUCUCUAGAACUAGAAAUUCACAAGCGAGACCGCGUAAUUUCGCAACUACAAUCCCGGAUCAUCGAAUUGGAGCGUGAAAAUCCAGGACGAUCGAGCAGCGGGCACGAAAAUCUGGACUCAGGGGACGACAGUACUGACCUGGACGUUUCCUUGGACGAGGACACCUUGCGGAACCACGAGGAACAUCCAUUCAUGCGAGACGGCUCAGUCGAUACAGUGCUGGGAUCUGCGCGGUCGUCAUUGACGCGAUCUAGCAUACCGACUGUAGAGCAGCGUUGUCGAAAGAGGCGCUCCUGGGAGGAACACUCUGAGGAGGAAACGCUACAGCUCCAAGAUCUGCCGAGGUCAAUUUCCCCGCAAUCGGUCUGGCGGGGAGACGUUGCGAUCGACAUUGAAAGUUCCGACGAGGAUCUACCUCAGAGGAAAAUCGACGAUGAAGAUGGCGAUGAUGAGGAAAAUUCUGUUGACAGUGACAAACCCAACGAUUGGGAGUUCAAGAUGCUCGCUGAAGCCAUCGGCAAGAGGAAACGCAGCCACGAGACUCCGAGUCCCGGUUCCUAGCGCAUUAAUCAUUAUUUAAUCGAAUUAUUGAAAUUUAUCUUUUGUUAACGAAAUGACUAUUGUGAAGUUUUUAUUGAGUGUUUUUAAAAUUUUUCGAGUGUAGAAUUUAUAGUGACUGCCGUAAUUUAUCAUUAUACGGUUUUAAUGGUUGUAAUUAUGGUGGUGUUUAGUUAUUAAUCGAUUAAUUGGUUAAUUAAUUAUCUUGAUAUAUUCUUUAUCGAAAGUUUCGUAAAUUGUCUUGUAAGAAUUUUUGAUUUAAAUGAAAAUGUAUCAAUCGAUGGAUUAAUCGAUAUGAUUUUAAAAGAACUUAUCGAUUGAUUAAUCGAUUUAUUGAUGAAAAAAUCGACCGAUUAAUCAUCUGAAAUUUGGCAUAAAGUGAUUUGAUGGAUUCUAAUAUUAAAUUUAUUAAUUAGAAAAAUUUAUCGAGGAAUUCUAAGAUCAAUCGAUCGAUUAAUAAUCUGAAGAAUAAUUUAUAAGCAAUUAUUAUGAAUUUCCUUAUGAGAUUUUAUGAUUUUAAAUGAAAAUCGUCGAUUAGUUUGAGACAAUGCUCGAUUAGUUACCUGAAAAUUUAGUUAUAAAUAAUUAAUUAAAUUUAUCAAUUAAAUCCAUCGAUUAAUCAGCGGAUAAAAAUAAUGGAUUAUUUAAUUCAUUAAUUGGUCGAUUGAUCAUUCCACAAUUGAUUAGGAAAGUUACUAAUCUUAUCAGGAUUAAUCUAUCGAUUUAAUAAUCGAUCGAUUCAAUCUGUAGAUUAAUCAUAUUGAUUUUCCGUAUAAGAAAUUUCUAGGAUUGAUUUUCUUCAUUGAAUCAUUGUAAAAUAAUCAAUCCAUAGAUUAACACUUUGUACUGUUGAUUAGUCAAUAAAUCGAUUGAUUAACAAUUUCUAAGUUUAUUUUAUACAAUAUUUAAUGAAUUUGAAUGUUAAAUUUCUUAAUUUAGAAAAAGAUUAUUCGAUUAAUUAAUCGACUAAUCUGUUGAUUUGAUUGACUAAAUAUUCGAUCAAUUUAUUAAAAGUUUUUGUCAUCAAUAUGGAAGGGUUGAAUUGUUCUAGACAACAUAAUUUUCUUUACUCGAUUAAUCAAUUGAUUCAUAGAUUAAUCUAUUAAUUCAUAGCUUAAUCUAUCGAUUCAUGGAUUAAUCUAUCGAUUCGUGGAUUAAUUUAUUGAUUCAUAGAUUAAUCUAUUGAUUCAUAGAUUAAUCUAUUGAUUCAUAGAUUAAUCUAUUGAUUCAUAGAUUAAUCUAUCGAUUCAUAGAUUAAUCUAUCGAUUCAAAGAUUAAUAUAUCGAUCCAUAGAUUAAUCUAUCGAUUCAUAGAUUAAUCUAUCGAUUCAUAGAUUAAUCUAUCGAUUCAUAGAUUAAUCUAUCGAUUCAUAGAUUAAUCUAUCGAUUCAUAGGUUAAUCUAUCGAUUCAUAGAUUAAUCUAUCGAUUCAAAGAUUAAUCUAUCGAUUCAACGAUUAAUAUAUCGAUUCAUAAAUUAAUCGGUCAAUUCACGGAUUAAUCAAUCGAUUCAUAAAUUAAUCUAUCGAUUCAUAGAUUUAUCUAAUGAUUCAUAGAUUAAUCUAUUGAUUCAUAGAUUUAUCUAUAGAUUCAUAGAUUAAUCGACAUCGAUUAAUCGAUCGAUUAGUUCACAUUUUAUCUUUAUCUUGAAUUUUGUUAUAUUUAAUUUGACAUUAACCCGUAAUCCAGUCAAAUUUGAUCACUACUUUAAAAAAAUUAAUCGAUUAAUCGAUUAAUGCUCCAAUUAAUUAAUUGAUUACAAAAAUUACUAUCACAAAUUCCAAUUCGUCUUGGUCAAAAUUUUAAUAUUUUCUGAAUUUAAUUUUACACAAAUCUACCGAUUAAUCGAUCGAUUAACCGACAAAUUAAUCGAUCGAUUAAUAACUUUUAUACUUCCAAUUUUCUAAAUUAUGAAAUAUUAAUCAUAAAAUUCCAUUAUAUUCCAUUGCUAUCUCUCUAAAUCCAUUAGAUUAUUUUAAUAAUCGACUGAUUAAUUUAUUAAUCGAUCGAUUAAUUACUCCUACACCACCAAUUGUUUCAACUUUAAUUUUAAUAAUUGUAAUUAUCUAUAUAAAUAAGUUGGAUUUUACGCAAUUCGCCUGAUUAAUCGAUCAAUCUCUCGAUUGAUCGAUUAAUCGACCGAAUAAUCAAACGAUUGACAUAAAAACAUAAAAAAAUGGUUAAUUUAUUAAAUAGACCUUAACUAAUGCACAAUCGCAGCCCAAUUUUAUAAACUAAAUCAUAAAUCUAAUGAAUUGACUCUUAUUAAUAAAUGAUUAAUCGAAUGAAUGAAUGUUAAUAAUUAAAAAUCUAAGUUUUAUUGUUAUUUAUUUCGUAUGUUAAUACUCACUGGUGCCUGAGAGAUUAAUAAUAAUUAAUGAUUAACAGCUAAAUAUACUAAUUGAUUAAUCUAUAAAUCAAUCAUUUAAAAAAGUGUUAAUGGUAAUUUAUUGAAUUAAUUAAUUAAUUAAUUAAUUAAUAGACAACUGUACUAAAACGAAUUUAGACGACGAUCUAGUGUCUAAUUAAUCAUCUAAAUUUCCUAAUGAUUAAUAAUUUUUUUAAGUAGUUGAUUAACGAUUUGAUAUAAAUAGAAAUUAAUUAAUUAAAGAAAAAAAUAUUGAGCUGGACGUGAAAAGAAGCGGCAGGGAAUUUUUUUUCUUAUUAAAAAAAAAUAUAAAUAUAUAUAUUAAUAGAGAUAUGUUUAAAAAUUAUUAAUAAAACUCGAAAGUUUAUUAAUUAGAGUAAUUAAAUAGUUAAUUAAUUAUUGCAGUGAAAUUCGAUUAAUCGCUCGGAAUUUAUUGUAAUAAUUUUGUUAAAUAUAAGAUUAAAAAAAAAUAUUUAUUAAUUAUUAUAAUUAUUAUUAUUAUUGUUUAUAUGGACCAGACCAAGCUCAAUAUUAAUAGAGUUUAACAAAGUAAUAUGUAACGUCAAUGUCGAGUGUGAAAAAAGUUAUCAAUUGUAAAUAAUUAGAGUUUUAUUUAUAAAAAUUGUGAAUGUUAAGUGAGAGGGUGUGGAAAUUUUUAUGAGCGGUUGUUAUGUAAUGUGACUAUUUAUUUAAUGAAUAAUGAGUAAUUAGAGAUAUUACACGGUCUCGAGAUGUAUUCGAUUAAUAUAGAAAUGUUCGAGUAAUUAUAUUAUGUAUGUAUGUACUGAUUUAAGUCGAUAAAGUGGUAAUAAAUCGAACAAUCUUUUAAA